Molecule: messenger RNA, 858 nt
Organism: Acanthamoeba castellanii str. Neff
Lineage: Eukaryota; Discosea; Longamoebia; Acanthamoebidae
Product: rhodaneselike domain containing protein
Exons: 7
Source: RefSeq, a predicted model, not a curated record
GUGCAGCAGACCACCCCAAGCACCGCCAGCGCAAGUGGCCUUCGCCGCCGAUGCCACGAGGGGGGCAGCGCCGCUGCCGCUGCAGUGGCUGGUGGGCACGUGGCGGGGCACGGGGCGUGGCCACUACCCCACCAUCCAAGGAUUCGAGUACGGAGAGGAGGUGCGGUUCUGGCGGGUGGGCGGAAAGCCCUUCCUCGCCUACACACAGCGCACCUGGACGGCCGAGGCGCCCCACAAGCCCAUGCACACCGAGUGUGGCUAUGUGCGCCCGCAGCCCCACCACCGCGCCGAAUUCCUCGUGUGCGACCCCACCGGCAUAGCCCAGGUGUACGAGGGAACAGCGGACCCGGAGCGUCACGCGCUGGAGGUGUCCAGCACUGCGGUGGCGCGCACGUCGUCAGCAAAGGAACGGAGGGGGCCUCCCCUUCGGACAUCGGCGUCCGCCUUGGCUACGAGGUGGAGAUGGCCGCCAUGGGGCAACCGCUGCAGCAGCACCUCGUGGGCGAGCUCGAGAAGCUGCAGGAGGAGGAGGAGGAGGAGCUGCAGCUGGGCCAGAUCUCACCCGACGCGCUGAAGGAGCAGCUCGAUGCCUACACCGUGGUGGAUGUCCGGGAGAGGGAGGAGUACGAGCGGGAGCACGUGGCGGGGGCCAUCAACCUGCCUCUGGGCCGCCUCCUCAGCAUGGCCGCCACCGACCUCGCCGGCCUGUUGGCGCUGCUGCCCCGCCAGCAGGUGGUGGUCUACUGUCGCCAGGGCUACCGUGGCGCACUCGCCCAGAAGGAACUGCACCCCCUUGGCGUCUCCCGUAUCGUCUACAAUCUGCAGGGCGGCUGGGAGGGGUGGAACGCCGCUGCGUGA